GGGGCCCAGCAGAGGCUCCUCCAUGAGGACCAAGCAGGUGAACCUGCUCACCUCGCUGGUGGCGGCCGUGCUCUUCAGCUUCUCCUGCUUCUGCAUCUCCAGGAUGACACAGCUCAGUAAUCAAUUAAUUAACUGCAGAAACCACAUUUUGGAAUUUAAAGAUAAUAUCCUACAUUUAAGAAACAAGUCAGAAAAAACCCACCAAGAGCUGAGUGUGGCCUUCAGUCAAAUCAAGAAUCAGUUUCCAGGGAGAGAACAUCUGUCUGUCCACUCAGCAGAGAAGAAAGUGGAUGAGAAUGGGGCAGGAUCUAAGUUAUUUGAAGUCUUAAAGUACUUCUUUCCCCACCUGAGGAAAGUGGACAGAAUUUACCCAGAUGUGAUCCUUAGCAAAGAGAAAACAGGAGCCUCCUUCGCGCUGGGCAUAUCCACUGUGAACAGAGGGAACCACUCAUACCUGAAGCAGACGCUCACCUCCCUCCUCUCUAGGAUGGCGCUCUCCGAGGAGAAGGACUGCGUGGUGAUCGUCUCAGUCGCAGAUAGUAAUGGAGAAUACUUAAAAUCCGUCGUUGACAUGGUCACCAAAAAAUUCCAAAGGCAACUGAGAGCUGGCUCCUUGGAGGUCAUUUCUAUCCCCACCUUUUUUUAUCCAAGCACAUUCCAGGACAAGCCAUCAACUGAGCUUUCACAGAGACUCCACCAUUGGCAAAUGAAACAAUUACUGGAUUUUUGUUUUUUGAUGCUAUAUGCACAACCCAAGGCCACGUAUUAUUUGCAGCUGGAAGAUGAUAUCAUAGCUAAGAAGAAGUACUUGACACAGAUCACAGACUUCAUCCAUAAUAUUACGUCAAAUAACUGGUUUUAUAUUGAGUUUUCAGCUAUCGGAUUCAUAGGAAAACUAUUUAAAUCUGAGGACUUGAUUGACUUUGUACAGUUUUUCUUAAUGUUCUACAAAGAUAAACCCAUAGACUUGCUCUUAGGUGAAAUCUUUCGGAUAAAGAUGUGUAGGUCAGGAGAAAGCCCUGAAAAAUGUUUAGACCGAAAUAAGGACACUCACAUUUAUUAUAAGCCUUCCCUUUUCCAGCACGUGGGUACACGGUCAUCAUUCUCUGAAAAAACACAGUAUCUCAAGGAUGUCGAUUAUUAGGAGUUUCAGAAUUCUAACAGCACUUUAGAAAUUUUCAGAAUUCGGUUUUGGAAAAUGGCCUAAUAAGAAUUAGACUAUCUCCCAACUUUCUCCAUAGUGUAUAAGAGACUAUAUCAAUCUUCAAAAUAAACCUUCAAUAGUAAAAUGAAAACACUAAGAUCAUAAACACUCAAAGAAGAGACCCUUCUACACCUUGGAAUACCAGGUGACCUUGACUCCUAAUGGCACUUUCUGAGAAAUUCUAAUAAUGAAAUCACAUCAUUAUACAGUGGAGGAAAAGACAAAAGCUAAAGAAGCUGAAAGUAUUAAGUAUGUUUGUCUCCUUACAAGUUUAACUUGAAAAUAGCAAAAGCAGGCACGUUUUUAAGAAUUAAGAAAUAUCUUUUGUUGACUCAGAGAUGCUAGUCUCAUCUCCAAGAGCAGACAGAAGAUCAGACACUUGCUGUGGUCAUAAAGCUUCUGCAGGAACCAGUGUUUGCACCCCUUCGUUUUGUGAGAAGUGAGAAGUCUAAAACAGCAGAAAGCACACAUGUAAGCCAGCCUGGAAGCUGCUAGUCUGUCUACCAGAUGAAUUGAAAACUCUGCACUUUCCUCUGCAUGUCAGCAGAGUUUCUUACCAGAUGUCUGGACAGGUGUGUGUCCCAGUUGUCAUCCCACUGGAGAUUCCUACCUCCACUUAGCUCUGCCUUCUUGUUUCGUGGGUUAUCUGAGCUCCCUCAAGUCUACUGGUUUUGCCCUCUUUUAUCGUUGGUGUUUAGUUAUAUUGUUGUUGUUAGAGAAUUUUGUGUUUUAGAAUUUGAGAUAGCGACUUAAAUUUCACAUGAAUCUGAGAUAUAUGUGCAGCGCCUGUGUGCACCUUGAAGGACGUGUUGCUUUUGUCUGAUUUUAUAAAUGUUACUUUGGGGCUUACAACGCUUUCUUAAAAUACUUGUAUGACUGGUCACAGGAUUUUAUAUAAACUUAAUGUGAAUAAAGUUAAUUUAUUUACAUUUUAUACAUUAUAACUAAUUUUUCUUAGAUCUAGCUGGUUCUUAGAGGAUUCUAUUAAAAUCCACUACUACUCUCA
Molecule: messenger RNA, 2210 nt
Organism: Erinaceus europaeus (western European hedgehog)
Lineage: Eukaryota; Metazoa; Chordata; Mammalia; Eulipotyphla; Erinaceidae
Gene: MGAT4D
Product: MGAT4 family member D
Exons: 12
Coding region: 23-1144 (373 amino acids)
Biological process (GO): protein N-linked glycosylation
Cellular component (GO): Golgi stack; endoplasmic reticulum-Golgi intermediate compartment; endoplasmic reticulum
Molecular function (GO): acetylglucosaminyltransferase activity
Source: RefSeq, a predicted model, not a curated record